AAAUGCAGCGUAGGAAAAGUACAUGCUCCUCACAGUUCCGGCUGAAGAGAACGGCCCCUGGCAGUCAAUUGAGCUGACGCCGCCGGAGGAAGCGGGGAGGACUGUGAGUUUCUUUAGCCUCGAGCAAAGAAAACCAUCAGGUUUCCACGGCAAGAUUGAACUGAAUCAUCUACUGGAUCAACCGGACAAUCACUUGUAAAGAAUAAUGGCCAGUGAGGGUGGGCUGUCCCAUCGAAGCAGAAGAAUGAUGCCAGUGGUCUCCCCAUCUCUUGAGAGAGAUGCUGGUGUGAGAGGUUUUGAAUCUGAUGGGCAUGUCCGGUUGACCAGCAACGGAUGUAUGGAUCUAGAGCACAUUAUCACCAAAAAGAGGCAGAUGCAGUUGAAAACCGAGAGUUUAAGGGUGGACCUGAUGAAGCGAUUUGAUGCUCAAGUCCAAGAGUUUGUUGAAGCUAUGAUCGAAGAAUCCGUCAGUUUUGAGCCUACACCUCCUGUGUUUGCAUCUUCAGUUUCAGAGAAAGACAAGAUGAGGCAACUGAGACCAUCCCCGGAACAAGGAAAACUUUUUAUAAGUCGACGCUCUCUUCUUGAUGAGCUGUUUGAGGUGAACCAUAUUCGUACCAUCUACCACAUGUUCAUUGCUCUUCUUAUCCUUUUCAUCAUCAGUACUCUUGUUGUGGACUUUAUAGAUGAAGGAAGGCUUGUUCUAGAUUUCAGUCUUCUCGUUUAUGCCUUUGGCAAUUUUCCUUUGGUGGUAUCAACUUGGCUAUGCAUGUUCCUGUCGACAUUCACCAUUCCGUACGCAUUGCUUCACCAGUGGGCACGUCAGUAUCGUUCAGCACGGUUCAAAGGGCUGAGUUGUUUGUGGGCUGGUACUCUCUUUUUGAUUUUUCAAACCGUAGUCCUUGGGUUUUUGCCAACCUAUGUUGUCCUCAGGAAUAACUUCCCACCAGCUUCCCGGUUUAUCAUCAUUCUGGAACAGGUACGCCUCAUAAUGAAAACCCAUUCUUUUAUCAGAGAAAAUGUCCCCAAAGUGCUGUCUUCUGGGAAGGAGAAAUCCAACUUGACUGUGAUGCCUCAGAUAUCUCAAUACUUAUAUUUCCUUUUUGCGCCAACUCUCAUUUACCGAGACAACUAUCCCAGAAAUCCAGUGAUCAGAUGGGGUUAUGUUGGUACAAAAUUUUUACAGUUUUUGGGCUGCCUGUUCUAUGUGUACUAUGUAUUUAUGCGGUUAUGCAUUCCUCAGUUCAGAAACAUAAGUCUUCAGCCUUUUAACCUAAAGGUGACGGUGCUCUGUGUGUUUAAUUCGAUUCUCCCAGGUGUUCUGAUUUUGUUUCUGGCAUUUUUUGCAUUCCUUCACUGCUGGCUAAAUGCAUUUGCAGAGAUGCUACGAUUUGCAGACAGAAUGUUUUAUAAGGACUGGUGGAAUUCGACCUCAUUUGCCAACUACUAUCGGACCUGGAAUGUUGUUGUCCAUGACUGGCUAUAUUACUAUGCUUACCGAGAUUUUCUUUGGAUAUUUGGAAAACGAUUCCGUGCAGCUGCCAUGCUCUCUGUCUUCACCGUGUCUGCUGUUGUUCAUGAAUAUGCUCUCGCCAUUUGCUUUGGAUUUUUUUAUCCAGUCCUAUUCUGCCUGUUCAUGUGUUUUGGAAUGCUCUUUAACUUUAUUCUUCAUGACCGGAGAAAAGGUCCCAUUUGGAAUGUGAUCAUGUGGACAUCCUUGUUUCUGGGUCAGGGUGUCUUGCUGUGUUUGUACUCUCAGGAAUGGUAUGCCCAUCAUUAUUGUCCACUUCAGAAUCCCUCCUAUCUGGACCUCCUCACACCCCGUUCGUGGACAUGUCACAAUCAGGCUGUCCAAGUUAAGGCUGAUUAAGCAUCGACUUAACUUUUUAUUUUGAAAGAGGGUAACAUUUUUUUGCACAAUUUUGUCACGGAUAUCAACAUAACAGUUUGAAACUUAUGGGCCAAAGGUGAUAAAGGUGUUUUGGUAUUUUAGGGAAUUUGUCGUCUGUUUUUGGAUGAGGGGAAGAUCUACAAUUUCCUGCAAUAGUGUUGCAUUCCAGUUUGCCAAUUUCUUGAACAGACCUUCUCAGUAACUGUACCAAUGCUGUAGCAUUUUAAGUAAUCAGAAGUCCUGUUUAUAGAUUUUCUUGUUUUAUUAUACUCAAAUCAAUAACUCUGUAUCUUUUAAUAAUGUAAGGAUUAGGCAUGGCUCCUUAGCAGAACACAGAAUAUGGAGUUACUGCAGGAUAACAGGAUUUGGCCAAAACAAAAAUCACAGUUUCCUGAAUUCUCUAUAUCUAUCAAUUAUUCUCUGUAACAUGCAAAAAUGAAUUCUACUGCAUAGUACUGUUAUUUCACUUUAGUAUUGUUAUAUUAAAAAGGAUUUUUUUUUUUCCUCUAAGGGCAUUUUUGAUAGAAAGAGUAACAAAGAUUUUACAUAUUUAUUAUUUUUAGAAGCGGCUUCAGGGUUGGACAAAAGUCUCUAGACCAUUAUAACGAUGUGAAUACAAAAGAACAUUAGUAAUAUGUACCUUUAUAUAUAUUUUGUUGGUAUUGUUGCGGGGCACAAGCGGUUACACCUGAGCCAGUUAAACUACUGUACUUCUGCACAGAUUGUGCACUGACGUGUAGCUAUGUGAUACUCUUCAUACUAUAUACACAAAGUAUAUAGUCAGUUUGUUCAGUAAGAAAACCUCAUCAGACCAUGUAAUGUUUGUUUGUCAUGAUAUCAUUUUUUGUCUGCUGAAGAUGGUAUGCAGUUGGACCAUCUAAAAUUCCCUAAUGUUUACAGUUCCUGUUUGUUUUGAGGUAUUGGGAUCUCUGACUGUCAAAUCCAAUGGCCUGCUGAUUGAUCUUGUCACUUGAUCUGAGCUCCUGCUGUGCAUAAUGUUAUAAUGGUUGAUGUGUCUGUAAAAUUAGCCUUGCUUGUCAUAGGUUAUACACUAAGAAUGUAUGAACUGCUGUCUAUACUACUGUAUCAGUGUUAUAAGUGAUUGUUGGUACCAUGAUAGUGGUCAUCCCAGUUUUGCACAGUGAUUACCCACGUUGCCUCUCACACAAUUUGUUGAUAGUAAAAUGUUUUUGCAGAGUUAGUGAUCAGCCUUGUACCUUUUGCUGGUUGCAGUUAACCAUUGACCAGAACUGUAGAGUUGUGUUGUGGAAUUACAAGUUUAACACAGAAGACCAAACACUGGCCUUCACUUUGGACAUUUAGGUUGGGCGAUGGACGUUAGUUUAAAAUCAUGCUUUAAAAUUAUGUGCAUGGAGCUGGCUUCCAUCCAUUUUGGAUUAUCUAUAUAAACUAAUGCUUUUCAUCAAAAAUAAAUGAAGUGUCAGAAAUGUAACCUAUAAGAUGAAACUAUUGCUCUAUCCUGUAUUUUUUAGGUUGGAUUUAGAUGGAAAUACAAUAUGGCAUUGACAUUCUUUACUUUACUACAACAGCUGCUUCAAAAAUUACUCUACUUUUAAUGUUUACCUUUUACAAAGGUAAUUAUGGACAAAAAUAGUAAAUAAAGUAAGGUAAUAUAAAGUAAAGGAGUGUAUUACAAAAAGUUUAAUGUGAACAUUCCCUAUCACAAAAAUAUAGGAAAAAAAUAUGUUUUCAGCACUAAAUUAGACAUAAACUAGAAGAUAAAUGUAUGUACUGAAGUCAAGGAAAGAAUAAUUAUGUAAUUAAACCGAAGCCUGCAUGUUUCAUUUUCCAUUCCAAAUUUCUUGGACUGUUUCUCGUAUCAGGUAUUCGUAAUUAUUUACAAACCGAAGCAUGAAUCGUGUAACGUUUACAAAGGACAUAUCUAAUUACGCUAGUGAGUAGAGAAUUGCUUAAGCCUGCUUACACUUUUAUACUGUUCAAGUUUGUUUCAAUGUGACAUUGUGACAAAACUUUAAAUAUCAUUUAGCUCUCACUGUAUUUUUUCAGUGUAACUUUCUAAUUUAGAAUUGAUAGAAGAUCAAGGUUAUUUUUGAGGAAAAUAACACACAUGACUACUGAAUAUAUUGAAUGUACUUUCUAUUAAGAUGUUACGGAUAACUGUCAAUUUGUCCAAAGCAAUAAUUUCCAUGAUGUCUUUUUAUCAGCAAAGCAAAGUUACCGGGAAUUAUAAAUACCUUAAAAAAAAAAAGCUUUAGGAUUUGCAUGUAACUACUAAAAUAUUGUGUGUCAGAAGUUUAAGGCUUACUGUGCUACAUUUGGAGAAGUGCAUAUGAAAAACAAAUAAUCGUACGCAAGCGUAGCACUGCUAGUACCGAACUCACAAAUGAACGGGAAUGAUGUCAUUUAUACUCCCCUCCUUGUGUGCUUUUCAGGGCAUAGUGUCACUCACCAUAUGCUUGAUGUGACCAUUAAAGAUGCAACCUUGCAUAUUGUGUUGUAUCAUAAAUAAAAAGGUAGACCUUCCAUCUUCAGUAGUUUGUUACCGAGGACAUUACACAUGCAAUUUAAUAAGAUGACCUACAUGGACAUGUGAAGUAAGUAGUCUUGAUAGUUUAUGACCAUGAUGUUGAUGUCUUUACGUGAGCUCCACAGACAAGUGGCUGCUGCAGCUAUUAAGCAAUGCUGCAGUUAAAUUCAACGAUGGAUUUCCCGUUCAUCUUCUCAAAUUGUCAAAAUACACAAAACAAAAUGAAGUAUUAGUUCAGUUUCUGAAGUAUUUAUCAAGUAAUAUUUUAGAGGGAUUUGUCAAGCAGUCAAAUUCUAAUUCCAUUUAGUGGUUUUAUUUUGAUAUUUACUUGCUUUGCAUUCUAAAAUGGCUUUAUAUUUGAAAGUGAACAAAAUUUUGAUUUGCAUUCUACAGUCUGUUCUACUGUGCAGGUGUGAGGAUGUCUCGUUUAUGUUUUCCUAAACUGCUUGACUCCAUUUAUUUAGAAAUCUUUAUUUUCCUGCAAUUUCUGACCAGUUGUGGCCUUAGGUAACAAGAAAUUGUGAAAAUAAAUUCAGCACAGAAUUUGCACAGAAGCCAGUUUCUGCGACAGGGGUUUUGCUUUAUUUGCAAUAGAAAUUGUUUUCCUUUAAUUGGGUUGUAUAAAUUACUACUGAUCGCUUAUAUAUAUGUAUGUACGUUUUUAUAUAUAUAUAUAUAUAUAUAUAUAUAUAUAUAUAUAUAUAUAUAUAUAAUAUUGCAAAGUUUUACUGUCAAAUAAUGCAAAGAGUACGUGACACGUGUUUUGCCCUAAUUCUGGGCACAUCAGGCGUACACACUCACUGCACCCUCUCUCGGGGAAUCGAACCUCGGAUGUCAGCGUUGGAGGCGAAGCCUCUUAUGUUGCGCCACGGGGGUACAGUGAGUGUGUACGCCUGAUGAGCCCAGAAUUAGGGCGAAACACGUGUCACGUACUGUUUGCAUUAUUUGACAGUAAAACUUGGCAACAUAAUAUAGUAUAAUUUUUUGUGCGAGUGAACAUCUGUAAAUAGAUAACCAUUAAAGAUGUGUAUUAUGAUUAACCCUCCAUGAUGAAUGAAACUGACACACAUUCUAAUCUUUUUGGGACCAAAGGUGUGUAAUUGAAGGCUUUAAUGUAGUUAACAAGCUCUAAACAUUUUGUGUGCUGUGUCUUAGCUCAGGUGCUCAAAAGAAAUAACUCUUAUCUCAGGGCUGUCUGGACACUUUGCUUGUCAAAAAGCAUACAUAAGUUGUUUGCCUCUUUUAGACUGAAAUAGGAAUUAUUUGUUUUAUUUUAAUACGUUUUCUUUUGCCAUUUUGUUGCAUUUGAAAAACGGACUACAAAAGGGGAACUUGAAGGUUGUUAACAUUGAUACACACUAUGAAGAGACGCUUGGUUUCUGCAAAUUCAGAAUCCUUUAUCUGUUUUCCUGUUCAUGCCUGCCCACUACCAUGUAGUGUGCUGCUAAUGCAUUGCACAAUAAGAGGCUGACAUUUUGUUUCAGCUGCUGUAUCGAUAUCACAAUUUCACCACUGGAACUAAGUGAUAGGCAGUGCUGCUAUGGUAUGAGUUUGAUGCCAAAAUUGGAAAAUAAUAGAAAGCCUUACUGCCCUCAAACAGCUUACGUUGCUCAGAACAGGGGUGAGUCCUGCUGAAUUUUUGUCUUUCGUGGUUUGGUAUCCAUAAUGUACAGACUGCAAUGUCAUUUCAGUUAUAGGAGCUAACUGAUUCCAUAAAUGAAAAGGUUAGUCUUAUUUGUAGUACUAUGUAGGACUGCUGUAAUAAUUUAACUAACAAACCUGUAUACUGACUUGAAUGCAGUGUGUAAUAGUAUUAUCUUUAUUGUUGUAUUGGCUGUGUAAUUUUUUUUUAUAGUAAUCAUCAUGCAAAACCUGGCCAAAAAUUUUCUUGCCAAAUUAUUUUCCCAGUAGAAUGUUUCAAAUUGGAUGAAAGUACAUUAGUAGAAAGACCGGCCUUUCUGUUUUGCCCUAUGAUAACUGUCACAUAGUUUCACUUUUUUCUUUUUUUUUUUUAGUUGGCUAGUGAAUUUUUCCAUCAUCUCGCAGUUCACGACUCAAAUUCACUCUCUUAAUCACUCAUCAAAAGGCAGUCAGGUUUAAUUUUUCAGUCAACUUUUAUAUAUGAAGGAAGUGCCUGUCCUCCAGGAGAUGCUCAAUACUGAUUGAGGCGUUUUGUUUGAAGUGAACCAACUGUUCCAUUCUGAACAUUCUCAUUUACGGAAUAUAUCAUGUUUAACUGAAAUUUCUAUACAUGACAUGUACAAAUCAGCCAAGUUACAGGUUUAUCCGUCCAUGUAUUUCCUAAGAUGUUUUAUCUCGUCCAUUAUCAUGAGCGAGCUGGAGCCCAUCCUACCAGUAUUAUAUGCAAGGAACAAAGCAGGAAUGGGUGGAAUGCCAGGUCAUGAAGUAGCCUUAGAGCAAGUUUAUGUACCUCAGAUACAACACAUUGCAAUGUAUUUCAUGGUUCGACUCCUUUCAUUUCUACCAUCACUAAUGGUACGUUUCCCAUGUCCCUCACUUUUAUGGUGUUGCUGUCUUUCAUCUCAUAUUACUUUAUGUAAGCUUGUAGUUCACAUACCUAAUAUCUUCUUCUUCUUUUGGUUGCUCCCGUUAGGGGUUGCCACAGCGGAUCAUCUUCUUCCAUAUCUUUCUGUCCUCUGCAUCUUGCUCUGUCACACUCAUCACCUGCAUAUCCUCUUUCACCACAUCCAUAAACCUUUGCUUAGGUUUCUUCUCCUCUUUCCUGACAGCUCUAUCCUUAGCACCCCUCUCUCUUUAUACCCAGCACCUCUCCUCUGCACAUGUCCAAACCAACGCAAUCUCACCUCUCUGACUUUGUCUCCCAACCAUCCAACAUACCUAGUUCACAUACCUAAUAUAAUAAUUAAUAUUCUCCAGAAGUGCAUGAAAAUAUAACAAACAUGGCAGAAGUUUAAAAGCUUGUCAUAUUUCUGUAAUAAAUACAACAGAUAAAGAUCCACCCAGUUUUGGAUGGGGUCACAUUCUUGCUGCUCUUCUUCCAUUGUGUUAAAAUCGCCAUAUGACUUAUAACUAACUAAACAGAAGAAUCGUGUUAAAGUGGAUCUUUCUCUGCUUUUUUUGUUUCCUACUUUGAGGAAUAAAUUAGUCAUUUCUGUUUCUAUCACGGUUAACACAAAAGCAUUGUCAUAAGUGGGGAAAUAAAAAUCUGGCAAUAAAAUAACUAAUCAGGUUCUCUGUAUAUUAACUUAUGAAAUGAAAAGUAAAUAUUUAAAAGUGUGUUACUUAAUUGAUCUGUAGAUCAUCUGUCACUUGCUUUUUUCUGGUUUGCAAUUUUAAAAAUAUAUUUUUUUUAAAAAUCAGACCGUUUGACAGUUAAAACUUAUGUGAUUGUAUAUAUACUGUAUGUUGGGUGAAAACGUUUCUCUUUCACAGCACAUUUAGUCUUCAUAGUGCCUCUCUUUCUUGGUUUCGGUGCCUAUAAUUAAUGCUGCCAGAAAGCGGGGGGGACUCACUGUUCAUGAUGUUUAAUUCAGGAGUAUUGUCUUGCCUGAACCUGCAGGCCACUAAUAUAUCAAUUUGUACAAUUUGCAUACCUUUUUAAAAUGACUUUUUAAAAUUCAUUUUCAUUCUCUGUUCAUUUUUUGUGAUUAGUAAUGUUAACUGCAUUGUUAAUUGAUUCAAAAUCUUGUAUCUCUUUGGAAAAAGUGCUAAUUAAACUUUGAACAAUUGGAA
This is a messenger RNA of Erpetoichthys calabaricus (reedfish), 8114 nucleotides long. RefSeq names its product sterol O-acyltransferase 1-like. Gene Ontology annotation, molecular function: fatty-acyl-CoA binding; cholesterol binding; cholesterol O-acyltransferase activity. The coding region runs from base 206 to 1870 and encodes 554 amino acids. Gene Ontology annotation, biological process: cholesterol efflux; cholesterol metabolic process. The transcript is spliced from 16 exons. Gene Ontology annotation, cellular component: endoplasmic reticulum membrane. The record is from RefSeq and is a predicted model, not a curated record. Lineage: Eukaryota; Metazoa; Chordata; Cladistia; Polypteriformes; Polypteridae.